Corvus hawaiiensis (hawaiian crow) is the source of this 3492-nucleotide messenger RNA. It is a transcript of the gene TRAK2, whose product is annotated as trafficking kinesin protein 2. Gene Ontology annotation, biological process: anterograde axonal transport of mitochondrion; neurogenesis. The record is from RefSeq and is a predicted model, not a curated record. Gene Ontology annotation, cellular component: dendrite. The transcript is spliced from 18 exons. NCBI's taxonomy places the organism in Eukaryota, Metazoa, Chordata, Aves, Passeriformes, Corvidae. The coding region runs from base 557 to 3301 and encodes 914 amino acids. Gene Ontology annotation, molecular function: GABA receptor binding.
GCCCCGCCGAGCCCAGCGGCGCGGGCUGCCCGCACCACGCGGCCCGGCGCAUUGUGGGGCUCGUCACUGGCGGCGGCCCGCCGGGGGCUGUAGUUCUGGGCGGGAGCCGAGCGGAAGCCAUCGGCGCCCUUCCUCAGUCGCUGCUGUGUUGCAUGCGGGGCUGCGGCGGGAAGGAACGGCGCCGGAGGGAGCGCAGCGUGGGGCGGGUAAGCGAGCACUCGGCGCCGGCCCGGCGCUGCUCUGUCGCCUCACGGACGAGCGGCGCGAUCUGUCCCUCCCACCCCUUCAGGGGUUAACCCUCCCUCCUCUCGCCCCCGGGGCCGUUCCCCGCCGAGCCGCGGCACCACCCGGGCUGGAAGGUGAUGGGUGAGCUGAGAAGCUGGUGAAGCUUAAGUGAAAUACUUCUACUGAUCAGUAGUAGCCCAGAUGAAAUAGGCAUGUCCUAAGAUGGCAGUAGAUCUGGAAUAUGAACCAGCCUACAGAACAAUGGAGGAAUGGUGCCCAGCUUGAUUACAGAAUGCUCUUUCCAAGGAAGUGAACUGUGAAGGAAGGACUCAUGAGUUUGGAUCCCAGGGGCCUGGAGAGCAUCUGUGAUGGCUGCUCCAGUGAGGACAUUCCUGAGGUGGAGUUGGUGAGCAUGCUGGAAGAACAGUUGCCAGAUUACAAGUUACGAGCAGACUCUCUGUACCUGUAUGAAAAUCCAGGCUGGAUUCAGCCCAAGGCUUGCCAUGGCCGUCUGCCGGAGAUGGCUUCUCCAGCUCGUGAGGAGGAGUCCUUCCGUUACAUGACUCUUAUUGAACUUCCUUCCUCCUCCUUGGAUGGAUCUCACAAAUUUGCACAAGUUCUUGGCACAGAUAAUGCAGAACAGAAAGACUACAGUGAAGCUGACAUGGUGAAACGUCUGUUAGCUGAGAAAGAUCGGGACCUGGAGCUGGCAGCGCGAAUUGGACAAGCCCUCCUUAAGCGAAACCAUCUGUUGAUGGAACAGAAUGAAUCACUGGAAGAACAGUUAGGACAAACUCUAGACAGAGUUAACCAGCUGCAGCAUGAACUGUCAAAGAAGGAUGACCUGCUUCGUAUUGUUUCCAUCGCUUCUGAGGAGAGUGAGACAGAUUCCAGCUGUUCCACACCACUGCGUUUCAACGAGUCUUUCAAUGUCUCCCAUGAUCCAUUGCAGCUGGAUGUCCUGCAGGAUAAACUCCGAGAGCUGGAGGAGGAAAACCUGGCUCUGCGAUCCAAGGCUUGCCACCUGAAGUCAGAAACCAUUACAUAUGAAGAGAAGGAACAGCAGCUGGUCAAUGACUGUGUCAAAGAACUCCGGCAAACAAAUGCUGAGAUUUCCAGGAUAACAGAGGAGUUGUCAGAGAAGAGUGAGGAGGUGAUUCGCUACCAGGAAGAGAUCUCAUCCCUUUUGUCCCAGAUUGUUGAUCUUCAACAUAAAGUCAAAGAAAAUGUGAUUGAGAAGGAGGAGCUGAAACUUCACUUACAAGCCUCCAAAGAUGCUCAGAGACAACUGACAGCAGAGCUCCAUGAGUUGCAAGAUCGGAAUGCAGAGUGUCUGGGGAUGUUGCACGAGUCCCAGGAAGAAGUGAAGUUGCUGCGCAGCAGAGCCAGCUCUGUCGCUUGUCUCUGCCACCCGCAGUCGCGUGGAGCAUUUCCUGUGGAUUCCCUUGCAGCAGAAAUUGAGGGGACAAUGCGGAAGGAAUUGAGUCAGGGUGAUGAAUCUGUUCUCUCCAAGCAAAAGGGUCAACAGAAACGAGUGUUUGACACUGUCAAGGUUGCCAAUAUCAUUCGUGGCCGCUCCCCUUCCUUUCCUGCCCCGUUGCCAAUCCCUGGAUCUAAUUGCUCAAGUGCUGUUAUGACAGCAAAGCCCUUCCAGUCUGGACUGCACCACUUGGAAAGCCACACACAGAUGACUCUGGGGAGCAGCUCUGAGAAGAAUUUGAAAGAUGCUCACAGUCCUGGCCAGCCGGGAACCCCUGGAGACAAUGACCUGGUCACAGCUCUGCACAGGCUCUCCCUCCGUCGUCAGAACUACCUGAGUGAGAAGCAGUUCUUCGAGGAGGAGUGGGACCGAAAAAUGCAUUUACUGGCUGAGCAGAAAGAAGAGGCUAGUGGCUUCAGUACACCAACAGAAAGCUCUUUUUCGCCAAGUACAAACUCAGAAUUCACGGAUCUCUCUUCCAGCUCUAGUAAUCUCCGUGUCCUCCUACCAGAGAAGUUGCAAAUUGUCAAACCCAUUGAAGGAUCUCAGACCCUUUUUCAUUGGCAGCAGCUUGCUCGACCCAACCUAGGCACCAUUCUUGACCCAAGACCAGGUGUUGUUACUAAAGGCUUUACCCCUCUGUCUGAUGACACUGUGCACCACAUCUCUGACCUGGAGGAAGAUGAUGAGGAAGAGGGUGAAGGAGGUAUAACAUUUCAAGCACAACAAUCCUUCCCAGAGGAGAAAUGUACAUUGGCAAAGCCAGUGGCAGGCAUUUUCCUGCCCCCUAUUACUUCAGCAUCAGUACCACUCACCGCCUCAAAUCCAGGGAAGUGUCUAUCUUCAACAAAUUCCACGUUCACCUUCACUACCUGUAGGAUCCUUCACCCAUCUGAUGUCACUCAAGUUACUCCCAGCUCUGUGGGUGCUCCAUUUUUAUUGGGAAAUACUGGCAGCAGUACUGGAAAGCCAGUAAUGAGCACUCCAGCCAUUCCUUACAGACUAAGUAUUGGAGAAUUUCUCACUAACAGAAGAGACUCAACUACUACUUUCAGCAGCACAAGCAGCCUGGCUAAACUUUUGCAAGAACGAGGCAUCUCUGCCAAGGUUUACGACAGUCCCAUAUUAGAAAAACUGCCUUUGCUACAGCCCCCUCGAACUCUUCCCAUUCCUUCUACUCCACCAAAUUCUCCUUCACAUUCACCUUGUCCUUCCCCUCCACUGUUUGAGCCUCGAGUGCAUCACUCAGAAAAUUUCCUGGCUUCUCGACCAGCAGAAACGUUCUUGCAAGAAAUGUAUGGCCUAAAGCCCUCCCGUAAUGUCCCGGACGUAGGCCAGCUGAAGAUGAACCUCGUGGACAGACUGAAGAGGCUGGGCAUUGCCAGGGUGAUCAAGCCCCCUGAAACACAGGACCAUGGGAAGAAUCAGGGGCCAGAGGUUAGCUUGCAGAGGCAGGACUCAGCUGGGUUUUUAAAUGCAGGUAGCAGCUUAAUGGCAGGACUGAGAAGAAACCAGAGUCUUCCAGCCAUGAUUGGAGCACUGGGAGCUCCAGUUUGCACACAGUCAUCAAAAAUGGAUAUACUAAAGGAAGACUAAGUGGCCUGAAAGGUGUUUUGACUUGGAGCACAGUAAAUAAUUUGAGGGAUGAACAUCCAGUACAGGCAUUGUUAGAUGUGUUACAGAAGAGUUGGAGAAGGCAUGUGCAUGUUAAAAUGUGGGAGAGACAAGUGUUGGGACCAAGGAGCAAAGGAACAUUGCUUGGGUUUGAGGAAGAAGGUUUUUGUGGG